Molecule: messenger RNA, 2603 nt
Organism: Ogataea polymorpha
Lineage: Eukaryota; Fungi; Ascomycota; Pichiomycetes; Pichiales; Pichiaceae
Exons: 1
Coding region: 1192-2511 (439 amino acids)
Source: RefSeq, a predicted model, not a curated record
GAAAAUCAGGCAGCCACCAGCGAGCAGCGCAAGCGACAGGCGCUGGUCCGCGGGCCGAUCAUAAAUCUGGACCACUCGUACGCAGACCAGUACGGCAUGUCGGAAACGAUAUUCACCGCCUUGAAGGACGUUUUCGAGUGUAUCACCGAAAAUGUGUCGAAAGUGGGGAUUGUGUCUGCGCAGCAGCUCGUCGAGGUGGUGAAGAAAGAGAACGAGAUGUUCCGCAGCUCCAUGCACCAGGAUGCCCACGAAUUCCUGAAUUUCCUCCUCAACAACGUGAUCGAGGCUCUAGACAAUUACUGCAACGCGACCGGAGCGGAAACAGAUAUCCAUCGUCUUUUCGAGGGCCUGCUAACGAGCGAGACGAAAUGUCUGUCGUGCGAGACGGUUUCCACUCGCGACGAGCUCUUCCUCGACCUUUCGAUCGACCUGCAACCAAACACUUCCAUAACGCACUGCCUAAAAAUGUUCUCGCAGAGCGAGAUGCUCACAGAGUCCAACAAGUUCUACUGCGAGUCGUGCCACUCGCUACAGGAGGCAGCCAAGACCAUAAAGCUCAAGAAGCUGCCCAAGAUCCUGGCAUUGCACCUCAAACGGUUCAAGUACGCCGAGGAGCUGGGCAGAAACGUCAAGCUCUUCUACCGCGUCGAGUACACCAAAACGCUGCGCAUCUUCAACACGACAGAGGGCUCCGCAUACGCCGACAAGAUGUACGAGCUGUAUGCUGUCGUGGUGCACAUCGGCGGGGGCCCGUCGCACGGACACUACGUGGCGAUCGUGAAGACGGACCGCUUUGGCUGGCUUCUUUUCGACGACGAGACGGUCGAAUGCGUGGACGAGAACUUUGUGUACCGUUUCUUUGGCGACGGGCCGGGCCUUGCAACGGCGUAUCUGCUGUUCUACCGCGAGGUGGAAAAUGAGGACGAAUUUAUCGACAGUCUGCUGUACAACGGCCUGGCUACCUCCGAAAACGAGGAGCUCGACACCAGCGCGUACCACAGGGUGUCUGUGCCGGAGGUGGCGCCCGAAAGCGAGGCGAAUGGAGAUGUGGCGCCAGAGAAGGAGAAGCCUGACAAACAGGAGAGGAAGAAACGUGUAUUUGGGUUCAAGCUGGGCAAGGGCUGAGCGACGCGUCGCCGACGGUGACUCGCGACGAAAUGUUUUAUUGCGAUCAAAAAUAAUCUCCAGACAAUGACAAGUGCGCUCUUGCUGGCCGUGCUAGCCACGCUUUUUUGCCGCGCCCAUGCCGGCUUCGAGGAAGGCGCCGACGAAGACACGUCGUAUCUGGCUGCUGUGGCGCAGAACGUGAACAAGACGUUAAUUUUCCACUGGCUAAUAUCGGUAUUGUUGCUCGUUGUUGUUCCGUCGGUUGGCGCUGUUUUUGUGCUCGCGGGCCGUCUCGCCACAGGCGUCUCGAUCCAGGCGUUGUGUGCCGUGUACGCCGCGGUUGAGGCCCUGAUCCUGCGGUUUCCGGACCCCAGCGGCGAGGAGAACGUGACAAGCCGCGGAACAGCGUGGUUUCUGGCCUUCUUCUACUGUGUCACGCUUCUCUUGGGCAGCGUGGCCACGGGCUCGCCGCUCCUGGCGGACAAAAUCGGCUUUGUCGGCCCCAAAAUCGCCAACGUCGUCUACAAAGUGUUUUCUGUGCUGCUGGUGCUGUGCGGGUUCCUGAAAAGCGGCAUGGCCGUCGUGUCUGCGCUCGGGUUCUGCUAUGGCCUGCACACGGGGCAGUGCAACGCGCACGGGAUCAUGGGCACCGCCUUCAUCGGCUACGGGUUCCUGCUCAGCAUGGUGCUCGUGGUGCCGUGGCUGCGCCACGGCGACGGCCAGAAACACUCGCAGGAGUUCUACGACUCCCUCAUGAUCACCGUCUGGGGAAUCAUCAACACGUUCACGGAACACAGGCCCUGGGAGCCCUGGUCCCACGGAGACUACCAGCACACCAGCAUGGGCAUCAUCUUCUGGGCGUGCGGAAUGCUCGGAAUCUGGCUGUCCCGCAAUAAUCGCCGCAACCCGAUGCCUGCGCUCACUCUCAUGUUCACCGCGUACGCCAUGUCGCAGCACGCCCAGCAUAUGCAAAUCUCCACCAAAGUGCACGCUUUCUUUGGCUGGGUCCUGAUGCUGGGCGGGUUUGCGCGCAUCUGGGAGAUCACGUUCCUGCUCCAGGACCGGCGGUGCCACCCGUCCGGCAAAAUCAUCUCUUUUCAGUAUCUGCCUCCAUUUUCGCUGGUGUUGGCGGGAAUAACCUUUAUGGGCGCCAACGAGGAGCAGCUGAAGCUCGUGGUGGACAUGGGCGCUGACCACUCGUCGUAUGUGCUGAUACUUGCCAGCGCCGCGUGUCUGGUAGAGCUGUGGUUCCUGGGCCUUUUGGAGCUGUACUUGCGACUCGUUGGCUACACCAUCUACGACCAAAACCACUACGACGCGAUCCCGCCACCGCCGACAGACGAGUUUGAGCUGCAUGACUUCAAUGAUCUUGAGUCCAACCGCGAGACUCCAAGCGAGCAGUAAUUUGGACCAUUACAUUUCACUUGUAUCUGGUUGGAUGGCCAGCUGCCAAAAAAUACGUGCACGUCCUAGAUAGGCAAAAAUAAGAAAUAAAG